AUGGCGACGGUGAUGCAGUGGUGCGGCGGAGUAGCGAGGAGGGCGAUGGUGGGUCAGAGAUCAGCGUUAUUUUCAACAUCAUCAGCACCAUUGGUAUCAAGUGGUGCAGCGAUGGCGCCGAUCCUUUGUGGAAGAGGGGACAAGAAAACGAAGAGAGGGAAAAGAUUUAAAGGAACGUAUGGAAACGCGAGGCCAAAGAAGGACAAGAAGAUAGAAAGAAUUAAAGAUAAAGUUGAGGUGCCCAGGGUCAGCAGAGCUGAUGACUUUCUGCAGAUUCAGACAUUCAGAGCUCAGCAGUAUUGGAAGUUCAAGCGGAGCACAAUCCAUCCUAACAAAGCUCAAGUGUUCUCACCCAAGAGACGUGGGUGA
Dovyalis caffra is the source of this 369-nucleotide messenger RNA. NCBI's taxonomy places the organism in Eukaryota, Viridiplantae, Streptophyta, Magnoliopsida, Malpighiales, Salicaceae. The record is from the annotation of a GenBank genome assembly.